UGGAAAAAAAAAUAAAAAACUAUCCUGGCAAAGAAAGAUUUACAGGACAGGGCAUGACUUAGCCUAAAUGUGAAACAGUCUGCCAGGGUAGGAGUUAGCAGUUCAGCUGUGGUGGAUUGCUUCUAUCAGGCCCUGUUGGUGGAUGUGUGUGUGUGAGGAUCGAUGUGAGAGGAUGAGCGUGUUCCUGCUGAUCCUAUGUGUGGCUCUGCUGCAGCAGGAGGGAAGAGCCCGGCCAGAGCCUCCAGGCUGCAGCAGCCCCGAGGCCGUGCGAGUGGCAGGAGAAGCCCUGGAGCAGAUCAACCAGGACGGCGCACACGGAUACGUCCUGUCACUCAACAGAGUGUACGACGUCUCUCACAGCACGGAAACGAACUAUGGGUCACUCUACAGACUGACCGUGGACGUCUUGGAGACCACGUGCCACAUCAGCAGCAGGAAGCCAUGGAAACAAUGUGAAGUCAGAGGUGUUUCUGAAGUUCCAGCCGCCGCUGUGGAGGAGCAGGUCCGUGCACGAGCUGACAGUAAACACACCGGGCACCAGCACCACAACCACACACACCUGCAUCCCCACGAGCACGAGCACGAGCACGAGCACGAGCACGCCGUCACGCCCAGCCCUGACGCCACUGUCCCCAAACCACGGGGCUCCCUGGGGACUGUGGUGAAUAAACCUGCUGUUCCCAGAUCUGCCCCGGCUGCCAGCUCCUGCCCCGGCCCACGACGCCACAAUCGGGACAUGUUCCUUGUCAAACUCUGACAGGGCUGCGUCUACUUCCUGCAUGUUGUUGUAUAGAUGAGACACGAGAUUGUAAAAUGAAAGAAAAUGUUGAGUUUUACCAACGAUGAUCCUUGUUAAUAAUCAGAUUACAUUUACUGUUUGAUUAAAGCAUUUAUAAAGCUG
Molecule: messenger RNA, 901 nt
Organism: Hippoglossus stenolepis (Pacific halibut)
Lineage: Eukaryota; Metazoa; Chordata; Actinopteri; Pleuronectiformes; Pleuronectidae
Exons: 3
Coding region: 143-757 (204 amino acids)
Biological process (GO): negative regulation of endopeptidase activity
Cellular component (GO): extracellular region
Molecular function (GO): cysteine-type endopeptidase inhibitor activity
Source: RefSeq, a predicted model, not a curated record